ACCAUUCUUCUUCUCCUGAGCACUGCUGCGUACGCUUCUUGAUACACGCCACACAGGUUGCGUAGAGUACGACAAUACUACGCAGGAACACGCAAGCUCUUUCUUUGUUCGACAGUCGGUGCUGGAGGCAGGAGCUUUUGGUCGCAACUUCCUUAUCAGAUCAUCAGAUCCGAAAUCGCCUUGCCACGGCAGGCACGCGUUCUUUCGUGCCCUAUACCAUACGCCUUGCGCAAUAACAUUCACCCUGCUUACACACCAUGUCUUCACUACAUAAAGCCCAUGGCGCUCGCCGCCACUCCUUCUCGGCCUUUGGCAAAGGCAUUGCAGGACAUCGCCACAAGAAUAUUCCACACAGCGCCACGAGCGACCCGAACAAUCCUAUUCCUAUCGAACCGCGCAACACGAAUCUGUCCAAGGAGGAGAAGCUACGACUCAGCGCUCUCACCAGCGCAAUGACUGCCACUGCGAGGUCCAGCGGCGAGAGCCUCGGCUUCUACCCAGACGAUGCUCACACGAGUGACUCCGAUGCGCCCUCGACUCCACCCACCGAGCCGAGCGAUCUCGUGGAAGACUCGAUCAAGAAUAUGAAUGGCCUGUCGUUGAGCGAGCAAGAUCUUCCUGCAACACGGACAACGAAGAAGAGGAGAGCGAGCACAACAUACGCCUCCAAUGUCGAUGACAUUCGAAAGCUCAUUGGACAAGGGACGGGAACACAGUUCCUACAGAAGUACUGUUGUGGAGAGGGAUGUUGUAUGAUUGAGUCGUUGCCACUGCACACAGACGAAGUUGCAUACGCACCCAUCAUCACACCCGCCAACGAUGCAUACCGAGCGCUCAACCUCGACCUGCGAGCACUUUCACUGGACACAGAUCUCACAAAGCUCCCCGAUCCACCAGCACAGAAAGUCUCUUUCGGCGGCAUCAGGAGACAAUCGAUCGUGGAGAAGUUCCCGAACGAGUCAAUGCACAAGCACGAUGCCGACGAGGUCAAUGAGUACCCACCCGAGUAUAUGAAGCCACACCCGCCAUACAGCAUCUUCAACGCACCCGUCUAUGGCGCACGCGAAUUGACCAAACCUGGUGCCGAGAAGCGAACAUUCCACUUUGAUAUUGACGUCACAGACUAUCCGGAGGAGGGUGGCGUUGACUUCAAGGUUGGAGGUGCGAUUGGUAUCUGUCCGCCGAACGACCCGGCUGUCGUGGAAGACAUCAUGGAUCAGCUUGGCAUCCCACGAUUCCAGCGGGACAAGGCCGUUCGUUUGCACACUAACGAAGGAAGAUGGCCUACGAUCUGGGGCGAGGAAGAAGCCAGAGAGCUGGUCACCACGCGACGAGAAGUCCUCACUUGGACAGUCGACAUCUCAUCUACCGCGCCUACGAAGCCCCUAUUGAGCUUGCUUGCCGAAUACGCCACCGAGCCCAACGAGAGAAAGAUUCUGCAGUACCUCUGCAGUGCACAAGGACAGGCUACGUUCUGCGAUCUCCGCACAGGUCCUCACAUCACGCUACAGCAAUUGCUUCAUGCAUUCCCGUCAUCGAAGCCCCCGCUUGAGGCAUUGUGUGGUGUGCUCAAUCAACUCAUGCCACGCUUCUACUCGCUCUCGAACGACCCACACAUUUCAUCAGCCAGAGAAGGGCUCGCUGGUCGACGCCUGAUCGAGAUGGCAGUCACAAUUCACGAGACCGGCAACUUUACUGGCCAGCAGAGAACAGGCGUCGGUUCUGGCUUCAUGGAACGCGUUGCCAAGCGAUUCAUCGAGCACGAUGAGAAAGCGAGGAAGGAGGCUGAAGCUCGAGGCUUCAUGCUGCAGGAAGGCGUUGCUGGCCGACGACUCAACCUCCACGUUCCGAUGUUCCGUGGACUCAUGUCCAACCCACUUUCCAAGAAGUUCAACGCCGACGGCCCGAUGGUGUUGAUUGGUGCUGGUGUCGGCAUGGCUCCAUUCCGUGGCUUCAUCCUCAACAGACUGAAGAAUGCCAACUGUGCCAACAAGAUCUGGCUCAUCCAAGGCAUUCGGGAUACCAUGCUGGAUGAAAUUUACAAGGGCGAGCUUGGCGCGCACGAAAAGGAUAUCAAGAAGGUCGUUCAGUCGAGAGCGCAGACAUUGCCACCUGUCGCUGAAAAUGACGAUGGCGUGAUUGAUCACACGGACGACGACGAGCCUGCCAAGGUCGCCGACCCACGUAAAGCGGACAAGGUGGCCAAAUACGUGCAAGAUGAAGUACGACUUCAAGCCGACAUCGUAUGGUACGUCAUCAACGCUCUCGAUGGCCGUAUCUUCGUCUGUGGCUCUAGUAAGGGCAUGGGCGAAGGUGUCGAGGCUGCUCUCAUCGACGUCGCCAUGGACAAGGGCAACUUGGACUAUGAGACUGCGAAGCAAUUCUGGGAGAGCAAGACUAAGGCUGGGCAAUACAUUGCCGAGACAUGGUAAAUUGAUGGUCUAGUGCCUGUAGGCAUUUGUUCGACUUCUAUUCAUUGUCAAUCGGGCAGGUGGUGGUGUACGAAGACGACACAGGGAGUGGUAAUUUGAUGUUCAGCGAAAUUUGAUAGCGUUCUCGCAACCGGCAUGUAGUGCCUUGUACAUAGCUUUGAAAGCACAUUAGCUUUGAGAAUCGAAGGUCUCGUGAGACAGCGAUUGAUAUCAACG
Messenger RNA from Cercospora beticola, 2648 nucleotides. RefSeq lists its product as uncharacterized. The record is from RefSeq and is a predicted model, not a curated record. Gene Ontology annotation, molecular function: [methionine synthase] reductase (NADPH) activity; FMN binding; flavin adenine dinucleotide binding. Lineage: Eukaryota; Fungi; Ascomycota; Dothideomycetes; Mycosphaerellales; Mycosphaerellaceae. Gene Ontology annotation, biological process: homocysteine metabolic process. Gene Ontology annotation, cellular component: cytosol.